Eurypyga helias (sunbittern) is the source of this 267-nucleotide messenger RNA. Its product is annotated as coiled-coil domain-containing protein 3-like. Lineage: Eukaryota; Metazoa; Chordata; Aves; Eurypygiformes; Eurypygidae. Gene Ontology annotation, biological process: negative regulation of gene expression. Gene Ontology annotation, cellular component: extracellular region. The record is from RefSeq and is a predicted model, not a curated record. The transcript is spliced from 2 exons. The annotation marks the transcript as partial.
AUGGAUGAGAACUACAUCCUCCUGCCACACGGAGUCAACUUCCAGGAGGCAAUUUUCCCGGACACCCAGGAGAACAGAAGGAUGUUUGCAAGCCUUUUCCAGUUCUCUAACUGCUCUCAGGCACAGCACGUCCUGAGCUUCUCCAGUGACUGGGAGAUUCAAGAGGACAACCGGCUCCUGUGUGCCUCAGCCUGGGAAGGGGAUGGUGUUUCUGGCUGUCAUGGUGUUAGGAAUUCGUUCCCUAGCUCUUCCAUGCCCCUGUCCAGG